UCGGAAACAAUACCCCAGGUUAAUAAAAUCCUUUUUUUUUCAGUGAAAGAUUUGAAGGAAGUUCCAGACUAAAUCAUGAAGUUUCUCGUCAUCGCCGCUGUCUCCGUCGUGUUAGUACUUGCCAAGAGGGACCCUACCAAAGUCUGCGCCCCUGACACACUGCAGACUGGCUUUUAUGACUUCAACAGAGAUGAUUAUGGUCUUGCUGUAGCGGACUUCACCAAGAAUCUGACGUCACUGUCCUUCUACAAAUCUGGAGUUAAAGUUGUAUAUGACAACAAUAAUAUGAAAGGAUACCUAACCAACAAGGACGGCGCAUGCUCACAGUUUCCUCUGGACGCUACACAACUGACCUCUCAAUGCUUGCCAUCCAACGCCGUGGAACUGGCCAAUGACACCAUCCACAUCGGACUCUCAAGUUCCGGCACCAAGAUCACGACCUGGGAGAUCCAGUCGUCUGCCACUGCCGGCGUACGUGUGGCAGUCACUAACCAGACGCCUGCUAUCCCCGUCUUGAGACAGGUCCUUGGUGGUACCCAAACCAAAGUGGCCGGCGAUGUUCUAUUCUUCACUAACCCCUCCACCACCAUCGACAACACCAGCAUGCUAUUCAUCCCAUCAGUGUGUCCCCCCGCUGUGGUCGUCUAGACACGAACUCACAUUCAAUUCUUCUAUCGUUAUUGACUGUACAUACAUAUUGUAUAUACAUAUAUAU
Physella acuta is the source of this 715-nucleotide messenger RNA. RefSeq lists its product as uncharacterized. Lineage: Eukaryota; Metazoa; Mollusca; Gastropoda; Physidae. The record is from RefSeq and is a predicted model, not a curated record.